Aureococcus anophagefferens is the source of this 3366-nucleotide messenger RNA. RefSeq lists its product as hypothetical. The transcript has 5 exons. The coding region runs from base 1 to 3366 and encodes 1121 amino acids. NCBI's taxonomy places the organism in Eukaryota, Pelagophyceae, Pelagomonadales, Pelagomonadaceae. The record is from RefSeq and is a predicted model, not a curated record.
AUGAGCUUCCCGCCCUUUCGCUUCACCAGCUCCUCGAGCUUCUCGCGCUCGUCCUCGGGGAAGCCCGUGCCGAGCACGUUCAAUCCGACCAAGUUCACAACGGGGGGCUCCGCCGCGGGCUUCACGCCGCGCCGCGACUUCUUCGGCGGCGGCGGCUUCGUCGGCGACUUCGCUUUGCCCGCGGCCGUCGGCGCGUCGCCCUUGGCCUGCUGCGGCGACGGCGGCGCCCGCGCGCGCGCCUUCGUCUUCUCCGCCGCGGGCUCCGCCGCGGGCUCCGCCGCGGGCUCCGCCGCGGGCUCCGCCGCGGGCUUCACGCCGCGCCGCGACUUCUUCGGCGGCGGCGGCUUCGUCGGCGACUUCGCUUUGCCCGCGGCCGUCGGCGCGUCGCCCUUGGCCUGCUGCGGCGACGGCGGCGCCCGCGCGCGCGCCUUCGUCUUCGACGCCGCGGGCUCCGCCGCGGGCUCCGCCGCGGGCUUCACGCCGCGCCGCGACUUCUUCGGCGGCGGCGGCUUCGUCGGCGACUUCGCUUUGCCCGCGGCCGUCGGCGCGUCGCCCUUGGCCUGCUGCGGCGACGGCGGCGCCCGCGCGCGCGCCUUCGUCUUCGACGCCGCGGGCUCCGCCGCGGGCUCCGCCGCGGGCUUCACGCCGCGCCGCGACUUCUUCGACGGCGGCGGCUUCGUCGGCGCGGGGCCCGCGGGCGUCGGCGCGUCGCCCGUGGGCUUCGCCGGCGACGGCGGCGGCCACGCCGUCGAAGCACGCCACGCCGUCGAAGAAGGCGCGGCCGCCGCGCGCCGCCUCUGCGAGGAGAACCCGCACAACUUCACGGGCCUCGACCUCGAGACCGUCGUCCAGGGCACCACGACGGAGGAGCAGACCGUGCACACCGCGCUCGAUGGCGCCUACCUCGACGGCUCCUACUACGAGCUCCAGCGCGGCACCGAGCGCGCGGCCCGCCUCGACUGGGGCGCGCCGGCCGAGGACGUCCAGGACGCGCUCAACACGCUCACGCUCACGGACGCGCGCGUCGACAUCAUACCCGUCGGCGUCAACCCGUCGUUCCAGCCCGACUACAUCAUCCGCUCGUCCGCGCAAGCCAGCCGGGACCGAUUCGUCGACCCCGGCACCUUGCUGCGAGGGCUCGGCGCCGCGGGCGCCGGCAACGUCGCGACGCUUGCCGUCGUCGACAUCGGCAACCGAGGGGCUGCCCACCAUGCCCUGCUGGGCUCCUACGACGGCUACACGUACCCGCCGGGCGCGGGCAACCUCGACUCCAUCACCUACGACACCUCGAGCCUCCAGGGCACGACGCCCGCGGUGGUCAACGAGGUCCUGCGCACGGGCUCGACGCCCUUCAGCGGCACGUUCUCCGUCGCCUUCAACGGCGCCAAGACGGAGGAGAUGGAGUGGCAGGAGGCCGCGGACGAGGUCGAGUACGUCAUCGAGAAGCUCGACACCAUCGGCGAGAUCCGCGUCGACCGCACGGACAUGGGGCUCCAGCGCAUCCCGGGCGUCUUCGACGUCGCGCCGAUCGACGAGGUCGAGUACGGCGGCGUCGUCGUCGACGACGGCGCGGAGGCGAAGUACCUCGUCGGCGUCGGUCAGGCCUACGAGGUCGUCGUCGUCCGCCUCGCCGACGACGGCGCGCCCGACGCCUACGCCGUUUUAGGGGGCGACGUCGUCACGGGCCUCGACGACGCGACGGCGGAGACGUCCGUCGGCGCGGUCUGGACCUACUACGACGCCGCGGACGACGGCGCGAUCGUGCUCGUCGCGUCGUCGAACGACGGCUUCGGCGUCUUCCGCCUCGACACGCCCUUCGCCGUGCCCGACGCCUGCUGGAACAGCGGCGACGACGUCGACGACCACGUCGCCUGCGCCGACAGCGGCGCGAGCGGCUACGCGCCCGUGGCCAUCGCCUACGUCGUCGCCGCGGACGCCGCGGCGAGCAACGACGGCAUGAACUGCCCCGUCGCCGACCUCUCGACGGCGCCGCCGUCCGCGGCGCCCACGGAGAGCUGCGCGACGCGCAAGACGGCCGUCUGCUGGGCCGACGGCGGCGUCGCGCCCUUUGGGUGCGACGACUUCGCGCCCGUGCAGAUCCUGCGCGCCGAGGGCGACGACGCCUACAGUGCGAUGCGCUUCGACCUCGCGUCGGGCACCUACGGCUUCCUCUUCGCCCUCGACUACUUCGACGGCGACGCCGUCAACGGCGCUGGGCUCCUCGAGAUCGGCGGCGCCGCCUACGCGAUGGCGGCCUUCGACGACCGGCUCUGCCGCUUCGACGGCGACGGGUCCCUCUGCUUCGACGGCGCGCUCGCCUACGACUACCCGAAUGUCGCCGCCGUCGUCGGCACGACCUACUACUACUCCAAGUCGCCGGGCAAGAACGACAAGUCCUUCUACUUCGUCGAAAACGUCCACACGGACGACCCCGUCUUCGUCGACGACGCGGCCUUCGUCGUGUCGCCGGACCUCUUCUCCUCGUCCCUGGGCGACGUCGUGCCGAUCGUCGAGCGCGACGGCGCGGCGAGCGUCGUCGACGACGGCGAGGACUACCGGACGUACCUCGUGGGCCUCGGCCGCGCGUUCGAGGUCGUCGUCGUCCGCCUCGACGCGGACGGCCGCUACCCGGAGGCCUACGCGGUCCUCGCGAGCGCCGUGGACUGGGGCGCGUACAACGCGACGCUCCCGGACGACAGCGCCUUCGGCGCGGGCUUCGGCUACGAGCUCGACACGGGCGAGAACCAGGUCUUCUUCGCGAACAACGACGGGUUCGGCAUCUUCGAGGUCGAGCUGCCGCUCGCGGUGCCGUCGACGUGCUGGAACGCGGGCUCGUCGACGGCCUUCCACGCGCUCUGCUCCGCGACGGCGGCCGUGACGCGGCGCACGGACGCCGCGGCGGUCGCGAGCAACGACGGCUUCAACUGCGCGGGCGACGGCGGCAGCCCCAUCGACACGAUGCCGCCGACCGUCGCGCCGACGCUGCCCUGCGCGGAGGACCCGGGCCGGGGCACGUGCUGGGCCGACGCGUCCGUCGCGCCCUGGGACUGCGGCGCGUACCCCUACCCCGUCCAGGUGCUCCGGCUCUGGGACGACGCCGCGGGCGCGUACGAGGACGACUACGCCGUCGCGUCCGUGAACAUCUGGCAGGGCACGUUCGACGUGCUCUACCACAUGACCUACGCGUCCAGGGUCAACGCCGUGGACCUGCCCUUCAGCGACAACCACGACGAGUACGUCGUCGCCGAGAUCAUCUUCGCGGCGACGGCCGAGCAGGCGCCGCUCGCGCCGUACCGCUGCAACGUCGCCUGCUCGAUCCUCGACGGCAACCAGCCCGGCGGCUCCACCAAGCUCGAGUACGAGUAG